Messenger RNA from Harmonia axyridis, 2408 nucleotides. Its product is annotated as AP2-associated protein kinase 1. Gene Ontology annotation, biological process: protein phosphorylation. Gene Ontology annotation, molecular function: ATP binding; protein kinase activity. The record is from RefSeq and is a predicted model, not a curated record. Bases 268 to 2298 code for a protein of 676 amino acids. Lineage: Eukaryota; Metazoa; Arthropoda; Insecta; Coleoptera; Coccinellidae. The transcript is spliced from 10 exons.
UAAAUAAAUAUCUGUCUUUUCACCGUGUCUCCGUGUAACAAUUUCGCACUUUGUCAAUAUUUGGCAUUGCAGGUGCUACAAGUUUUGCGUGAACAAAUGAUUUAAGAAUUAAGGAAAUAUGUUAUCAAAUUAAAUAAUUAUUUCAUUGAAUUCAUCACUUCUUCAGUAUUUUAUUCGGUUCGUAAUUGCAAUGGAAGGGCGUUAAUAUUUGGAUAUUAUAUUACAGAUAAAUUUGAAGAGCACUCGCAUUUUUAUCAAGAUAUCACAAUGAAAAAAUUAUUUUCAAAAAUUGAAACCAGAAUCGACAAUACUUCUAAGGAAACGAAUAAUUUCAUCGGCAAAGUUUUUACAGUUGGUCGCCAAAAUGUAGUUGUUGAAGACGUUUUAGCUGAAGGUGGUUUUGCUAUAGUUUAUCUAGUAAGAGGAAAUAAUGGAUGUCGAUAUGCCCUAAAAAGAAUGUAUGUUAACAACGAAUCUGACCUCAAUGUUGCAAAAAGGGAAAUCCAAAUCACUAGCAGCCUCAAUGGCCAUAAGAACAUAAUAGGUUAUGUGGACUCCAGCCUCACCCCAAAAGGGGGAGGUGUUUUUGAAGUGUUACUUCUUAUGCCUUAUUGUCAAGAUAAUGUAUUAAAUCUUAUGAAAAGCCAUGGUAAAGCUAAUAUGGCUGAAUCAGAGAUUUUGAAUAUUUUUUGUGAUACUUGUGAAGCUGUCUCUAGGCUGCAUCAUUGUAAAACCCCAAUUAUUCAUCGCGAUUUAAAAGUAGAAAAUAUUUUGAAAAGUGAUAAUGGAAAUUACAUCAUCUGUGAUUUUGGUUCAGCAACAGCUCGAAUUCUCAAUCCUGCUGAAAAUGGUGUAUCAACUGUUGAAGAGGAAAUAAAGAGAUAUACAACUCUUAGUUAUAGAUCUCCUGAGAUGGUGGACAUGUAUUGUGGUAAACCAAUCACCACUAAAUCCGAUAUUUGGGCGCUUGGCUGCUUGUUAUAUAGACUCUGCUUUUUCACCCUUCCAUUUGGAGAAAGCCUUUUAGCAAUUCAAAAUGGAAACUUUUACAUUCCUGAUAAUUCCAAGUAUUCCAUAGGUUUACAUCAGUUGAUAGGUUAUAUGCUGGAACCAGAUCCAGACAAGAGACCUGAUAUUUAUCAAGUCAGUUCAAUAGCUUUUAAACUUUGCAAUAAGGAUAAUCCGGUUAAGAAUUUGAUGAAUUCCACAACACCAGUAUUAGAAGAUCUGCCUGUUCCUCAGUCUGAAUCAGAAGCAAAGAAGACAAUAAUUAAAUCUUCUACAUCAACAAUAAGCGGCAAAACCAAUUCGGCUCCUUUAGUUGAAAGCACAAGUGUCAUUCCUAGACAACGACCAAAAGGCACAGCUACAACGCCCUUGAACCUGAAGAACCUUCCUUUGAACAUCAGCCCCAGUCCAACAUCAUCCAAAAAAUCCCAAAGCCCUGUCGCUCCAACUGUUUCACCAUCCUAUUCAGUAAGUACAUCCUCUGUGGCUCCUCAAGGGAUUUCCCAGACCGCUUCCGAAAAUCCAAGCUUUGUUCCAGAAUUCCAUAAUCAACCUCCAGCCACCUUUAAUGCGGUGAAUUGUAGUGAAGUAGUCCAAGAUGAUCUGGACCAGUUGUUUGAGUCUGGUUACUCUGAUCCUUUCAAGGACGAUGCGCAGGCUUCGACUCCACCGUUCAAUCCUGCAGAAGCUGAAACAACACAAGGUGGCAAUCCAAUUACGAUUAGUUUAUCUAGUCAGAAUCAGAGAAACUUCGAUCUUGGAGAUGUAAGUAGUACUAUCAACAUUCCUCAUACCCCACCUUCUACUCCUACAAUGUGCGUAACCAAAGGACAUCGUAGGAAUAUGAGUGAUACAACAGCCUUUAAUAAAGUAUAUGCAUCGGAAACAACACAAUUUUUAGCUCCAUUUGACUCUUCAAUUAAAAGGUCGGAUGACUCACCAUCAACAAUGGAAGAUUACAAUACCAACAGUAAAGUACCGAUGGGCUCCUCGGUAUCUACCUCUAAUGUGAGCAACUUACUUUCGAAUACAGAAAAUAGAUCAUUAUCAGCAGAUGUUGCUGAUUGGAACCCUUUCGAAGAAGAUGGCUCUUUCAGCGAAAUCACAGAGGACCACAUUUUUGGGGCUGAAUUCGAUAAGAUUCGUAAAUGUAGUCAAACAAGCAUUCCAGGAGUAAUGUCAGGUGAUAAUUCUGCAUUAGCUGAAGAUCCUUUCAUUUGCGCUCCUUUUAGUCUUUCCAGUAGAACAAGAAAUAAGAAAUGUAAUCUUCAAAUUUCAGAUAAACAGUAAUUUUUGUGGAAUAUUAUGCACUAUGUAAUUAUUAUAUUUGUUGACAGUUAUAUUUAUUCUAAUUUUAUCUUGAUUAUUAUUAUUAUUAAUAUAUCUACUCAUGAAAUUUA